AUGUCAUCACUAGCGGUGCUUGAAGCACUGGACUCGGCGAGAACGCAAUGGUACCAUGUAACCGCCAUAGUGAUCGCCGGGAUGGGGUUCUUCACGGAUGCCUACGACCUCUUCUGCAUCUCCACCGUCUCCAAACUCUUGGGACGAUUGUACUACUUCGACCCACAAUCACCGAAACCGGGAAAGCUUCCAACAACGGUGAACAACUUUGUGAUCGGGGUGGCGCUGUUUGGAACCCUCACAGGGCAGUUAGUGUUUGGUUGGUUGGGUGACAAGCUGGGGCGUAAGAAGGUGUACGGUAUAACCCUCAUCAUUAUGGUUUUCUGCGCCAUCGGCUCCGGUCUCUCCUUUGGUCUUACCGCCAAGUCCGUCAUGACCUCGCUCUGCUUCUUCAGGUUUUGGCUAGGGUUUGGCAUAGGUGGAGACUAUCCUCUUUCUGCGACGAUAAUGUCCGAAUACGCCAACAAAAGGACACGUGGCGCUUUCAUUGCGGCGGUGUUCGCCAUGCAAGGCGUGGGGAUCAUUUUCGCCGGUCUAAUAUCGGUGAUCAUCUCGGCUCUCUUCUUGCACAACUACCCUGCUCCGUCGUACAACACGAACCCCGCACUCUCGACGCAACCGGAAGGCGAUUUUCUAUGGCGUAUCGUGCUCAUGAUCGGUGCAGUUCCCGCACUGCUAACAUUCUACUGGAGGAUGAGGAUGCCGGAAACCGGUCGCUACACGGCCUUGAUCGAAGGGAACGCCAAGCAAGCCGCCACGGACAUGGCUAGGGUUUUGGACAUCGAGAUUCUUGCAGAACAAGAAAAGAUAGCUCAGUUCAAAUCAAUGAACCAAUACCCUCUCUGGUCCAACGAGUUCUUUCGGAGACAUGGCCGCCACCUCAUCGGAACCAUGAGCACGUGGUUCUUGCUGGACAUAGCUUUCUACUCUCAGAACCUUACUCAGAAGGAUAUCUUCCCUGCCAUGGGAAUGAUUCCCCAGGAGGUCAACAUGAACGCCAUUGAAGAAGUUAUGAAAACUUCACGCGCUAUGUUCUUCAUUGCUUUCUUCGGAACCUUCCCUGGCUACUGGUUCACCGUUGUCUUCAUUGAGAAGAUAGGAAGAUUCAAGAUCCAACUCAUGGGUUUCUUCAUGAUGUCGGUUUUCAUGUUCAUAAUGGGUGUCAAGUACGAAUACCUCAAAGAAGAGAGCAAGAUAUUGUUUGCUCUUCUUUACGGAUUGACGUUCUUCUUUGCGAAUUUCGGACCCAACAGCACGACGUUCGUGCUGCCGGCCGAGCUUUUUCCGACGCGUGUGAGGUCCACGUGUCAUGCGCUGAGCGCCGCGGCGGGAAAAGCCGGUGCAAUGGUGGGAUCAUUUGGGAUACAAAGUUAUACGGUGAAGGGUGACUUGCAUCAGAUAAGUCGCGCCAUGAAGAUUCUGGCGCUGACAAACUUUUUGGGAUUCUUGUGUACUUUCUUGGUCACCGAAACGAAGGGGCGGUCCUUGGAGGAGAUCUCCGGCGAAGAUGGUAGAGAGAGCGAUCUCACUCAGUCCACAAUUAUGACCAUGGAAAAUGGUGGUCGCAACGAAAAACAAACCGAGACGAUGUGA
Messenger RNA from Arachis duranensis, 1593 nucleotides. Its product is annotated as low affinity inorganic phosphate transporter 4. The record is from RefSeq and is a predicted model, not a curated record. The transcript is spliced from 2 exons. Gene Ontology annotation, cellular component: membrane. Gene Ontology annotation, molecular function: phosphate transmembrane transporter activity. Bases 1 to 1593 code for a protein of 530 amino acids. Gene Ontology annotation, biological process: transmembrane transport; phosphate ion transport. Lineage: Eukaryota; Viridiplantae; Streptophyta; Magnoliopsida; Fabales; Fabaceae.